ACAAACAGAAAAAAAAUGUCAACAAUUUCAACAUUAUUUAAUAUCUAUGUCUGGUUGAUAUCGAUAAACAAUCAUGUGAUGAUAAUUAAUAGCCUUGAAACAUCAUCACCAUAUAAAAAUCUUGAAUAUUUGAAUGACAUGAAUCGAACAUGUUCAUUUCGAACAUUACGAGCAACUAUUUCGACAAUCACAUCGAUGGCUAUUAUACAUGAACAAUUAUGGAUCUAUUAUUCUGAUCAUAUUGUAGCUAUUUAUGAUCAAUUUAAUGAAAAACAUUAUGAUCAUGAUAAUCAUCGUCUUUAUUUAUUUGAUGAAAAAUUUAUCGAUAUGAGAUCAUAUCUAUAUGAUAGUGAAUUAAUGAAGCAUUGGCCAUAUGAAUUGAAUGAAACAACUUCAAUGGGUGAAAUUUCUCUUGCAUUCUUAUCGCCACCAAAUGAUCAAUCCAAAUUAAUACUAAGUUAUUGGAUUGCAUUGAUUGAUCUUUAUGAAACAACAAUAACAUCGGGAUCGAAUGUAAAUAAAACUAUUCGAAUCCAAUUAAUUAAUACAUAUAAUCGUUUUUUAGCCACCGGUUAUCCAGAUAAUCGUAAUGAAAAAUUUGAAAUUGAACAUGAAUAUAAAAAUUUUAGUCUAAAUACCGAUUCACUUAGUGAUGAAAUUAAUACACAAAUAAUAAGCCUAUCGAUUGAUGGAAAAUUCUACCAGAUUUUCGUCGCUACACAACCAGCACCAACGGUCGUUGUAUUCGAUAAUUAUUUGUUGAAAGAAAUUUAUGGUAUAUUAUGUAUUAAUGAUGAUCAAGAUUUUUAUAUGAUACCAAAUAAUCAACAAUUAAUGGCUGAUUGUGAACCACCAGUAAAUUUUUUACAUGAUAUUGUAUUCGGUUUCAAUAUAAAUGAAACAUUAUAUCUUAUAUCAUCAUAUAAUCGAUAUGUUUUAGCCGUGGAAAAACGUUUAGUCAUUUCUUUUCAACGAAAAUUUCCCAUUUAUAGAAGACGUUCAUUAGAUGAUUUUAUCAUCUGUAUGAAACCACCGAUUUGGCCAUUACCAUUAGAUGAGGAUUUUUUCACCACAAUCGAAACGAAAACCCAAACAACAAAUCAAACAAAUGAAAAAGUUUUCACGAAUCAAUCAUCAACGAAUAGACCAUAUUAUCAAUAUUUUGACAAUAAUGGCUUGAAAAAUAAUUUCAAUUUUCGAAUAUCAAUCAUAAUAAUCAUGAUGUUUAUCAAAUAUCUAAUCAUUAGUGUAAUCUAUUUUAAUGUUUGUUAUUAUUGUCAAAAUAUCUGUUUUCAUUUAUGAAUGAAUGAAAAUUAUUAAAUUACGAAAAAAAACCAAACACUUUCAUGCUCGCCAUCUAACGAUGUUUAUAUGAACUAAACAAAUGUUUCCAAUUAGAGUGACUUGGAUAUUGGCCACUAGAGUGAACCACACAUAUGAAUCGAAUGAUUUCCACGUAUACGUGAAUAUAAGCAUUAAUAUCCGGCGAAAUCUAAACAUAAAUCCAUUGUUGACAAGUGCUGAAGAAGAUCAUUGAAAGUUAACAGGAUGGACAAUGGUUACAACCAAAAACAAAUCUUUGACCGUAAAAAAAAAUUCUGAUUCAUUAUUACUUCAACGAAAACAUAACGAUUUCGAAUGGAAAUUUGAAAUAUAAAUUUUUUGAUUUGAUA
Molecule: messenger RNA, 1673 nt
Organism: Dermatophagoides farinae (American house dust mite)
Lineage: Eukaryota; Metazoa; Arthropoda; Arachnida; Sarcoptiformes; Pyroglyphidae
Source: RefSeq, a predicted model, not a curated record